Haliaeetus leucocephalus (bald eagle) is the source of this 402-nucleotide messenger RNA. It is a transcript of the gene CYTL1, whose product is annotated as cytokine-like 1. The record is from RefSeq and is a predicted model, not a curated record. The transcript has 4 exons. Lineage: Eukaryota; Metazoa; Chordata; Aves; Accipitriformes; Accipitridae. The coding region runs from base 1 to 402 and encodes 133 amino acids. Gene Ontology annotation, biological process: positive regulation of transcription by RNA polymerase II.
AUGAAGAUGCUGCUGAGCCUGAUUGCUCUGCUGUCUGCUGCCCUGUUAGUCAAUGCAGCCCCUCCAACUUGCUACUCGAGAGUGUUGUCUCUGAGCAAAGAAAUCACGGAAUCCUUUAAGGAGUUACAGACGUCCAAAGCUGUGGACUCAUGUGUGGAGAUGCUGCCCAGGCUGUACUUGGACAUACAUAAUUACUGUGUGUUGGCAAAACUCCGUGAUUUCGUGGCCUACCCCAGAUGUGAGAGAGUCCUUGAAGUGAGUGAGCUGAAGGAAAAAGCCCGGAGCCUGUACACCAUCAUGAUCUCCUACUGCAGAAGGGACUUGGCUUUCCUCACUGAUGACUGUAAUGCUCUGGAAAGUCCUGUUCUGCCUCCAAUUGAGCCCUCCAUCAUUGAGAGCUAG